Molecule: messenger RNA, 2817 nt
Organism: Fimicolochytrium jonesii
Lineage: Eukaryota; Fungi; Chytridiomycota; Chytridiomycetes; Spizellomycetales; Powellomycetaceae
Exons: 5
Coding region: 1-2817 (938 amino acids)
Biological process (GO): proton export across plasma membrane; regulation of intracellular pH
Cellular component (GO): plasma membrane
Molecular function (GO): P-type proton-exporting transporter activity; ATP hydrolysis activity; ATP binding
Source: RefSeq, a predicted model, not a curated record
AUGGCUGAAACCGGUGCAAACACUCCCGACACCGCCAACGCCACGCCCAAACCCGCCGACGCCCACGUCGAAAUCAACGACGACAUCGACGCCUCCCUCGAAGAACUCCUAAAAACCGACCCCCUCCGCGGCCUCACCGACGACGAGGUGCAUCGCCGACUAGAGGAAUUCGGCCCGAACGAGAUCCAGGAGAAGAAGACCAACCACUUGCUCAAAUUCCUGUCGUAUUUUGGAGGCGCCAUCUCGUUCUUGCUCGAGAUUGCCACGGUUGUUAGUGCUAUUGUGGGGGAUUGGAUCGAUUUUGGGAUCUUGCUUUUUGUGUUGGUUACUAAUGCUUGCAUCGGGUAUUUUGAGGAAGCCAAAGCCGAAUCAGCCCUCGAAGCGCUCAAAAACACGCUAGCCCUGAAAUGCCGCGCCGUCCGCUCCGGCCGGCUAGUCGACAUCGAAGCUAACACGCUUGUCCCCGGGGACAUCAUCAUUCUCCGCAUCGGCGACAUCGUGCCUGCCGACGCGCGGCUCCUGGGCCUCUCCGCGGCUGGGGAGGAAACUGAGUCGAAGCUGCAGAUCGACCAGUCCGCUCUCACCGGCGAGUCGUUGCCGAUCAAUAAGGGUAAAGGCCAGAUCGCGUACUCGUCAUCGACGGUCAAGCAGGGCCAGAUGCUGGCUGUUGUGGUGAAGACGGGGAUUCGGACGUAUAUUGGACGUGCGGCGAAUUUGAUCAAUGUCACGCAGGAUAUGGGGCAUUUCCAGAAGAUUAUAGGCACCAUAGGAAAUUUCUUGAUUGUUAUCACGGGGGUGCUGGUGAUCAUCAUCCUCUUCGUCAACCUAUUUUCCAAACACCAAGACUUCCUCACCGCGCUCCGUUCGGUGCUCAUCCUCACCGUAGCCGCGAUCCCAAUCGGUCUGCCCACCGUCCUCAGCGUAACCAUGGCCGUCGGCGCCAAAGAACUCGCCUCCAAAAAAGUCAUCGUGAAACGCCUCACCGCAAUCGAAGAAUUCGCCUCAGUGUCCAUUCUCUGCUCCGACAAAACCGGAACCCUCACCCUCAACCAGCUCACCUUCGACAAACCUUACCUCGCGUACAAAGGCGCAGCGACGACCGGCGACCUCCACGGGUCGGGAGAGCAGUACACCGAGGAAGAUUUGCUCAUCACGGCCUUCCUCGCGUCUGAGCACGGCACACAGGACGCGAUCGAGCUCGCUGUACGUAAAGCCGCGCGUGAACGCAUCGAGGCGUUGAAGAACCAUGAGGAGAACGAUCACCGCGUGCCGGGGUACAAGACGACGGAGUUUAUACCCUUUAACCCGAACAGCAAGUAUACGGAGGCGACGGUGCAAAAUACGGAAACUGGGGAGGAGUUUCGGUGUAUUAAGGGCGCGCCGCAGGUUGUUAUGAAUAUGUGUGGGGGGCAUGAGGAGGCGCAGGAAGCGGUUAAUGAUUUCGCCAGGCGGGGAUUGAGGGCGUUGGGGGUGGCGAGGACGGUGGAUCGGGAGAAGAAGGUGUUUGAGCUGGUGGGGAUGAUUUCGCUUUUGGAUCCGCCCCGACCCGACUCAGCCGCAACGAUCCGCGAAUGCGAGUCCCUCGGCGUCCGCGUCAAAAUGAUCACCGGCGACCAACUCAUCAUCGCGAAAGAAGUAGCCCACCGCCUCGGCAUGCAACGCACCAUCCUCGACGCGCACGCCCUCGUCGACAACCCCUCCGCGCCCGAAGAGGAACUCUCCCGCCGCGUCGAAAAAGCCGACGGGUUCGCUCAAGUCAUCCCCGAACACAAGUACCGCGUCGUCGAGCUCCUCCAAAAACGCGGAUACCUCGUCGGCAUGACGGGCGACGGCGUCAACGACGCGCCUGCACUCAAACGCGCUAAUGUGGGUAUUGCGGUGGAGGGGUGCACGGACGCGGCCCGCUCGGCGGCGGAUAUCGUCCUCCUCGCCGCGGGGCUGAGCACGAUCGUGGACGGGAUCAAGACCUCGCGCGCGAUCUUCCAACGCAUGCGCUCAUACGCUCUGUACAGGAUCGCGUCCACGAUCCAUUUCCUGAUCUUUUUCUUCAUCACCCUCCUCGUGUUCGAUUUCUCCCUCCCGGACCGCUUGAUCAUCCUCAUCGCCGUGCUCAACGACGCCGCGACGCUGGUUAUCUCCGUCGACAAUGUGCGUAUCUCACCCCGGCAUGAUAAAUGGCGGCUCGGGCAGCUUAUCACCCUCUCCUUCUUGAUCGGGUUGAUCCUUGUCGCGAUAUCAUUUGCGCAUUUCUUCAUCGCCCGCGACGUGUUUGGAGAGACCGGGAAACGGUUGCAGACGAUCAUGUACCUCAAUAUCUCGAGUUGCCCGCAUUUCGUGAUUUUCAGCACUAGGGUGCCGUCGUGGUUUUGGUUGUCGCGCCCGAGUUGGGUGUUUGCGACGGCGGUGGGUGCGACGCAGGUGUUUGCGAUGUUCAUGUCGAUUUAUGGCGUGGAUUUCUUUGAGGCGGCUCCUAUCGGCUGGGGCUGGGGCGUCUCCAUCAUCGCCAUCUCCCUAAUCUCCUUCAUGUUCAUCGACGUCGUCAAAGUCCUCGUCCUGCGCCACUGGUCCUUCGAGCUCACCGCCAAACUCUGGCCCUCGCACGCCCGCCGCUCCGAGCUGCAACGCCGGCAGAUCGAGCACGCCGAGCGCGAGCGCGUCAUGGCGCGGUAUGCGAAACUCCGCCCGUUCGUGCAUGCGAUUGGCGCGGCAAGGUAUUGGCAGGAGAAGGUUGAGGGCAAGAAGGGUGCGGGGAGGAAGAUGACGAGCGCGGAUACAGUUUUGGAGGUCGACGAGAGUAGUAUGAGCUCGGCGGAAUGA